Gilbertella persicaria is the source of this 3781-nucleotide messenger RNA. RefSeq lists its product as uncharacterized. The record is from RefSeq and is a predicted model, not a curated record. Gene Ontology annotation, biological process: intracellular sodium ion homeostasis; proton transmembrane transport; intracellular potassium ion homeostasis. Gene Ontology annotation, cellular component: membrane. The coding region runs from base 59 to 3646 and encodes 1195 amino acids. The transcript is spliced from 9 exons. Lineage: Eukaryota; Fungi; Mucoromycota; Mucoromycetes; Mucorales; Choanephoraceae. Gene Ontology annotation, molecular function: ATP hydrolysis activity; ATP binding; P-type sodium:potassium-exchanging transporter activity.
AUCUGCUUGUUUUGUUUACCUUUUUCUUUUUUUCUUAUAUUUUCUCUUUCGUUCAUUUAUGGCAUUAAAACCUCCUAUACAAGAAUCAAUUGAACAUGCCGUGAUUGAUGUAUUUUCUGUCAAUGAUGGUAAACUCUCUGUUGAACAACAGAUUGAAGUUUAUGUCAAUGAUUUAUUCAAUGUACAAGAUAACAAGGCCAUUUCUCUUCAAGAAAUUUUAGAGGGCCUUCGUUAUGUCAUGGACUAUCGUAUCAAGAAUGGAAGUCAACCUCACCUUGAUCCCAGUCUCAUGAAACGUCUUUCCGAAGGUCUUUUUCUCAAUAUGGGACACAUAGAAGGACAUUUACUUAAAAAAAGAACCACUGCAGAAGCAGAUCAUGCAUUCUAUUUGUUUGGUGAUUUCCUGCAAGAAGUCGUUGAGUUCCGCAGUAUCCUCAGCGGCAUGGACGUCUCACAUUUACGCCAUCAACUUAAGCUGCAUUAUCGUUGCCAAUCCUAUUGUACAGAAGAACAAAAACGAGGUGCUCUAGUGGUUGUGUUUGCUUUGACUCGAUUCUUCCCUCAUCAGUUUGGAGAUUGGCACGAUUUGAUCAAGGAAAGUGAACAAAGCGAUCUAGAACGAUUGCUGAAUUCUUCUUUGGCUGAAAAGGUCAAGCAGGAAGAAGAUCAAGGCAAAAAACCAGUGCAUGAUAUUUUGUUGCCUCCUCCUCAAGCUCUUUAUUUUGACCGCUCUGUCGAUAAGAUCCUGGGCAUGUUUUCUCAAACAGAUCCUGUCCAAGGUUUGCCUCAAGCUUUGGUUCCUACCUUGCGCGAACAUUAUGGCACAAACCAACUACCUAAACCGCCUCGUCCUAAUCCCUACAAGAUGUUAUGGGAACAAAUCACGGACUUUAUGGUCUUGAUCUUGAUUGCAGCUGCUAUUGUGGAAGCAGCCGAGAAAGAAUUCAACAGUAUGAUUGUCUUGUUGGUCGUAGUUGUGUUGAAUACGAUCAUUGGGUUUAGUCAAGAAUGGAAAGCAAGUCAGACAUUGAAUGCGCUGAUGAAUUUAUCCGUGCCUCAAGCACGCGUUGUACGAGAUGGACAAGAACAGCUGGUCGACUCGGAAGACCUUGUGCCGGGUGAUUUGGUGAUUUUGGAGGAAGGGGAUGCUGUUCCUGCCGAUGUGCGUUUGAUUGAAGUGGCUCAAUUGGGUGUGAUAGAAGGUAUAUUGACAGGUGAAAGUUUGCCUGUUCAAAAGAAUACAGAAGCCAUUAAGGCUAAGACUAGGAGAAUUCCUUUAGGUGACUGUAAAGGUAAUGCCUUUAUGUCUACGAAUGUUGCUCGUGGUAGAGCUAAAGGCUUAGUUGUUCGUACUGGAUCAAAAACUGAAAUUGGUAAAAUCAGUGCCGCCAUUCAAAGUGGUUCUAAAAAUAAGGUCAAGACGCCUAUUCAGCGGAAACUCUCUAAACUUGGUAUUUAUUUGGUUAUCCUCGCCAUUGCUCUUUGUGCUCUUGUGGUAGUGAUCGGUGUUAUCUGGAAGCAUGAUGCACGAGAGAUGGUCAAUAUUGGUCUUAGUUUGGCUGUUUCUGUUAUCCCUGAAGGUUUAGUUGCAGUCACUACAGUCACCAUGGCUCUUGGUGUGAGACGCAUGGCAUCCAGAAAAUGUAUUGUGAGAACUUUACCUGCAGUAGAAUCUUUGGGCAGUGUUACGGUGAUCUGUUCUGAUAAGACCGGUACUCUGACCGAAGGCAAAAUGGGCACUGCUGAAAUAUGGACAACAGAUAAUUCACUUUAUAAAUUUACUGAAUCAACUUCCUUGGACCCUAGUCGCGGCCAAAUCAUUCGAGAACAAGAAGAACUACGUCGUCGUAUGAUUCAUAUUCGACAUACUGCUCCUUCCUCCCCUGAUGUACAUUCGCCUACGAUUGAUUAUGCAGCCAUGCGCCCUAAAUCCAUUGAUGUCUCUGAUCCCGAUGCUUAUACCAACCAGCUUUAUUAUGCCAUGUUGAUCGCUAGUCUUUGUAACAACUCUUCUAUUCGUCGUGAUGAGGAAACAAACGAACUCAAACCCAUUGGUGAUCCCACAGAAGUCGCCUUAACAGUCGCUUCUCAAAAAGCCAGCCUAGGCCGUGCUUAUUGGGAGCAAUUAGGGUUCCAGAAGGUGUUUGAGCGUGCUUUUGAUAGUGAACGUAAAUUGAUGAGUUCUGUUUACAGACAAGAAGAAGGUACCAUGGUCAACAAAGAUGCGCUCAUUAUGAUCUGCAAAGGUGCUCCUGAAGAAUUAUUGAGUAACUGUAGUGGUUACAUGACGACGUCUUCGCAUCCGACAAAAUCCUUAGCUAUGCAAACAUUUUCAGCUAUGACAGAUGACUUUGCAUCUCAAGUCUAUGAUGAAAACGUGCGUAUGGCUUCUCAAGGGUUACGUGUACUUGGUUUAGCGUACAAGACAAUUCCGGCCGACCGUGUAGAUCUUUCGACAGCUGGUGCAGAAAAAACAGAAUCAGCACUCAUUAACCCUGAAUUAGCAGAAUCUGAUCUUGUGUUUGUGGGUCUUGUGGGCUUGAUUGAUCCCCCUAAAAAGGGGGUCAAGGAAGCAGUUGAGACAUGUCAAAAAGCAGGUAUUCAUGUCAUGAUGAUUACUGGUGACCAUGUAGAAACAGCUACAGCAAUUGCCAAACAACUUGGUAUCUUUAAGGGCGGUGUUCCUGGCAUGAGUCGAGCUAUUUUAGGCCGUGAAUUAGACUUACUUUCAGAUGAUGCUAUUAUGGAACUUGAUCCAUUUCCCAGUGUAUUUGCUCGUGUUAGUCCCAACAACAAGCUCUCCAUUGUGAGUGCCUUGCAAAAAAGAGGUGAAUUGGUAGCCAUGACAGGUGACGGUGUCAAUGAUGCGCCUGCUAUCAAGACUGCAGAUGUCGGUGUUGCCAUGGGUAUGGCAGGUACAGAAAUCACAAAACAGGCUGCAGAUAUUGUGCUUGUGGACGAUAAUUUCACUAGUAUUGUGGAAGCUGUUGAAGAAGGCAGACAUGUAUUUGACAAUAUUCUCAAAUUUAUUGUCUACUUGUUGAGUUGUAAUGGUGCUGAAAUCUUCUUAAUGCUGAUUUGUACGAUUGCUAAUAUUGAUGUGCCUCUCUCGGUCAUGAUGAUUUUAUGGGCAAACAUCAUUGCUGAUAUUCCACCCGCCAUGGCCUUGGGUGUAGAGCCAAACGAAAAGGAUUUGAUGCAACGAAAUCCUCGUAAUCCCAAGAUGGGCGUAAUCACAAAGGUUACUUGGAUGGUGAUAUUCUUAAAUUCUAUGAUUAUUGCUGCUCUUGCUUUAGCCUCUUAUUGUAUUAGUUUAUACGUACUCAAGUUUCCCUUACAAGAAGCAAGAUCAAUGACUUUUACUACAUUGACUACGUUGCAAUUGGUUCAUUCAUUUAAUGCAAGAAGUGUUCAUCAGUCCAUUUUUACGACUGGUAUCACAAGUAAUCGAUGGAUGAUCGGUGCUUUUAUUGUCGCUUUCUCACUUAUGAUCAUUGGUAUUUAUGCGCCCGGUAUCUCUACUUGGUUAGAAUUGACUUUUGUUGGCUGGCAAUCUUGGGUCAUGACCAUUGUGGGUGUUGUGUUUUUGAUUGUAUUUGUCGAGAUUGAAAAGUUUGUUGUCAGAAGAAUGACUGGCAAGUUUUAAUCUAACAAAUAAAACAUUGUAUUUUGUACGUAUGCUUAGGAAAGUUUAUUCUAUUUAAUCUUGUUUCCGUAAAUAAACAUCAAUUUUGAUAAUUUCCGCACAAUUGAGGUUAGCCGAUGUAUGUGAGAAACUAUG